AUGUCUCUGCCUUUCCUCCAAACUUUCCCACGAGAGAUCCGGGACUUAAUUUACACUUUUAUCCUUGCAGAUCCGAAUGGUGUCAUUACUCUUUCGCCAUGGUCGAUGGAAGUUGCGCAGUCCUUUUCCAUACUUCGAACAUGUAAACAAGUCCACAGAGAAUGCAAGGAAAUAAUUUGGGAGCAUAAGGGACUGAAAUUGCGGGAGCUUCCUGACUUAAAAUCCAAGCUCGAAAAGAGGAUUUCAAUACUUGGCGAAGCUACGCGAUGGCAUAUAUUCAUACAAUUGGAGGUAUUGGAUUGGGACGAAUUAGAAUGGGUUGAGCGUGGUCUGGCAGCAGUAGCAGGAUCUCUACAAAAAUUGCAUAGUAUUACAAUCAAAGCGAGCAAAGAACGACCACAAACAGUCGAGGAAUUUGAGGAUAUUCUUGACCUAAGGGAAAAUGGUGAAAUAGUCGAUGGAAGAUUAUAUCAAGAGUAUCCUGGAAAUGCUUCGACAGACAAAAGAUAUCGGACUUGGAUGAUAAACACUAGUUGGCCUCGACUGUCUCCUUGGGCCAAGAGGAAAUGGUUGGCAGAAAUGUUAAUUGAUACGACUGAUACAAGCAAGCUAUUAGACAGAAUCCAUGACAAAUUUGGCGGGCAAUUAUAUGUUGAUGGGGUGUUAUGUUUGAAAGACGGAAAACAAAUUGUGAAAGGUUUGAAGCUUGAUUCAAGGGAUGGAGAACUCAAAAUUAUUCCUAGACAUAGGUAG
Messenger RNA from Botrytis byssoidea, 753 nucleotides. RefSeq lists its product as uncharacterized. NCBI's taxonomy places the organism in Eukaryota, Fungi, Ascomycota, Leotiomycetes, Helotiales, Sclerotiniaceae. The coding region runs from base 1 to 753 and encodes 250 amino acids. The record is from RefSeq and is a predicted model, not a curated record. The transcript has a single exon.